UUGUUUUGUUUUUUUUUUUUAUUUUUUUAUUUUUUUUUUCAAAGUAACUUAAUGGGCAGCUUGAAACAUAGUUAAGGUUGGGUUGGGCCGAUCGAAUAUGUAAUAUAGCGAUUGUUUGAGACUGAGCUAACUGGUAAUUAAAUCACAAGGGAAGUGCACAGUGCGUCCUGUAUACUGAAUACCGUUGAACCUCUGUCGAUAGUUCUUUCACGCUCCGACUGCUGCAGCGGCGUCCUCUCAGCUCCACCGUCUUCUCCGGCCGUUUCUACUAGAAACAACAAGAUAUGGUGAUUCCUCCACCAGUGAAGGCUCAAAGGAUCACAAACUAUCUAAAACCGUAUCUUCUAAAGAUGCAUUUUUCAAACAAAUAUGUAAGUGCACAGGUGAUCCAUGCACCAACUGCCACCGUGGCCUCUGCCGCCAGCUCACAGGAGAAGGCUCUCCGGGAAGCAUGGAACAGUAGCCAGCAAAGCACCAGAGAUGUGGCGGCUGCCGCCAAGAUAGGGAAGCUUUUAGGUGAGAGGUUGCUGCUUAAAGAUAUUCCGGCGGUUUCUGUGGUGUAUAAAAAAGAGCAAAGAUACCAUGGAAAAGUUAGAGCUGUUAUUGAUUCUUUAAGGGAAGCAGGUGUUAAGUUGCUUUAAGUUUUUUUUUAAUAACAUUUGUUUGGUCAUAAGCUGUUUUCCUUGUAAUUGGAAAAGAAAUUGUGGUUUUGUAUGAGAAUUAGGGGGACAUUUGGAUUGUGGAAUGUUUUUUGAAUGAAGGGGAUUUGCCUAAUUAAAAGGAA
Messenger RNA from Lactuca sativa (garden lettuce), 784 nucleotides. RefSeq lists its product as uncharacterized. Gene Ontology annotation, molecular function: structural constituent of ribosome; 5S rRNA binding. The record is from RefSeq and is a predicted model, not a curated record. Gene Ontology annotation, biological process: translation. Lineage: Eukaryota; Viridiplantae; Streptophyta; Magnoliopsida; Asterales; Asteraceae. Gene Ontology annotation, cellular component: ribosome.